AUGUCUGCUCCGAAUUCACCCCGGCUCAUCGACUCUUUCACCGCCCCGAAGGACGUUCUCAGGGAGUUCGAGGAGCUCGCCGAGGAAGAGGACGUCGACCCUUUCGCAGAGACGGCCUCGAAACGUCAGAUUGCUCAGCGCCAGGGCGACUACCACAAACGACGAUUCAACCGCACUGCGAACGAGUCUGCCGAUGCUUUUGCGGAUGGAGAAGAGGGUGCCGAAGGCGAGGGAGGAUAUAAGGAGGCUAUGAGGCUGCAGAGGUUGGAGAAGGAGGAGCAGAGGGUGAGGAGAGCUAUCGAGGAGAAGGAGAAGCAGGACAGGGAAGAGGGCAAGAUGAAGAUGGACCUCGACAAGACGCCGCCUGCGAAGGACAUCGAGGAGGCCGCGCAGGAGCUUGCCAAUGCGGCCGCUGCUGGACAGAAGCGCAAGCGUCGGUGGGACGUCGCGGAGCCGGAGAAGGCAGAGGAGAAGAAGGAGAACGAGGCACCUGGAGAGUGGUCGGCUGAGGCUCUGGAGGCCUCAGCGCCGAAAAAGAGACGGUCAAGGUGGGACGCUACUCCUGCUGAUGUCGCUGCUGUUGGAGAGACUCCCAAACGUUCUCGUUGGGACCAGACACCCGUUGCCGGCCAAGGCCCCGUCGAAGUACCCAUGACGCCUAUCAUCAUGAACGCGCCAGGCUUCAUGCAGGAGGAGAAGCACAACCGCUAUCUCACCGACGAGGAACUCGACGCUGUCUUGCCUUCUCAGGGAUACGCCAUUGUCACCCCACCUCCCGGCUAUGCUCCCUCUGUCGCUCCUAGGAAACUCCAGGCGACCCCCGUCGCCGACCUUGGUGGCUUCCAGAUUCAAGAGAGCUCUGAUGCAGCAGCAAUGGCUGCUGCUGCCGGUCUUGCACCCGAACUACCCACAGAUAUUCCUGGCGUCGGCAACCUCGCGUUCUUCAAGGCGGAGGAUGCUCAAUAUUUUGCCAAAAUUCUCAAGGAGGAGGACGAGACAGAACUCUCCGUCGACGAGAUGAAGGAGCGCAAGAUUAUGCGCCUGCUUCUCAAAAUCAAGAACGGCACGCCACCCGUUCGAAAGACCGCUCUGCGGCAGAUCACCGACAAGGCCCGCGACUUUGGCGCAGGUCCCCUCUUCGACAAGAUUCUCCCUCUUCUUAUGGAACGGACCCUCGAGGAUCAAGAGCGUCACUUGCUCGUCAAGGUCAUUGACCGUGUCCUCUACAAACUCGAUGAUCUCGUUAGGCCGUACGUCCACAAAAUUCUCGUCGUCAUUGAGCCCUUGCUCAUUGACGAAGACUACUACGCCCGUGUCGAAGGACGCGAGAUUAUCUCCAACUUGUCCAAAGCUGCUGGUCUUGCGCAUAUGAUUUCCACCAUGCGACCCGAUAUAGACCACGCCGACGAAUAUGUCCGUAAUACCACAGCCCGUGCAUUCUCAGUCGUAGCGUCUGCUCUCGGUAUUCCCUCGCUCCUGCCCUUUUUGAAAGCCGUCUGUCGUUCCAAGAAGUCGUGGCAGGCUCGCCACACCGGUAUCCGUAUUGUUCAGCAGAUUGCGAUCAUGAUGGGCUGCGCCGUACUCCCCCACCUCCGCAAUCUCGUGGACUGUAUCGCCCACGGUCUCUCGGACGAACAGCAGAAGGUCCGAACCAUGACUGCACUCGGAUUGGCUGCCCUCGCCGAAGCCGCUGCUCCCUACGGUAUCGAAUCGUUCGACAACGUCCUCAAGCCCCUUUGGCUCGGUAUCCGUCUUCACCGUGGUAAAGGUCUUGCCGCCUUCCUCAAGGCCAUUGGUUUCAUCAUCCCCCUCAUGGACCCGGAAUACGCCUCUUACUACACCAAAGAAGUCACUGUCAUCCUCAUCCGAGAGUUCCAAACGUCAGACGAAGAGAUGAAGAAGAUCGUUCUCAAAGUCGUCAAGCAGUGCGCCGCCACCGAAGGUGUCACGCCAGGCUAUAUUCGCAAGGAUAUCCUCCCAGACUUCUUCAAGGCAUUCUGGGUCAGGCGCAUGGCGCUCGAUAGGAGGAACUACCGACAGGUCGUGGAGACGACGGUCGAGUUGGCUCAGAAGGCGGGAGCGGCGGAAAUCAUUGGGAGGAUCGUGAAUGAGCUGAAGGACGAGGCGGAGCCGUAUAGGAAGAUGGUUAUGGAGACGAUCACGAAGGUUGUGGCGAGUUUGGGAGCGUCGGAUAUCGAUGAGAGGCUGGAGGUUAGGUUGGUCGACGGGAUUAUCUACUCGUUCCAGGAGCAGACGACAGAGGACCAGGUCAUGUUGGAUGGGUUUGGAACCGUCGUCAAUGCUCUUGGUAUCCGCGUCAAGCCAUACUUGACCCAGAUCGUCUCGACGAUCCUUUGGCGUCUCAAUAAUAAGAGUGCGAAAGUCCGCCAACAGGCUGCCGAUCUCACCACGCGGUUGGCUGUGGUGAUCAAGCAGUGUGGCGAGGACCAACUGCUGAGCAAACUCGGCUUGGUGUUGUUCGAGCAGUUGGGAGAGGAGUAUCCUGAUACACUCGGUAGUAUCAUCGCUGCUGAGGGUGCUAUCGCCAACGUCGUGGGUAUGACACAGAUGAACCCACCUGUAAAGGAUCUUUUGCCCCGGAUGACACCUAUUCUUCGUAACCGUCACGAGAAGGUGCAGGAAGCAUCCAUCAACUUGAUCGGUCGUAUCGCCGAUCGUGGUGCCGAGUUCGUCCCCGCUCGCGAAUGGAUGCGUAUCUGUUUCGAGCUCCUCGAUCUCCUCAAAGCGCACAAGAAAGGCAUCCGUCGCGCGGCCGUCAACUCCUUCGGCUACAUCGCCAAAUCGCUCGGUCCACAAGACGUCCUCUCCGUCCUCCUCACCAACCUCCGCGUCCAAGAACGUCAGUCCCGAGUGUGUAGUACCGUCGCCAUCGCCAUCGUCGCCGAGACCUGCGGUCCCUUCACCUGCAUCCCCGCCAUCCUCAACGAAUAUCGUACCGCCGAACUCAACGUCCGCACGGGCUGUCUGAAAGCCCUCUCGUUCGUGUUCGAGUAUGUCGGUCCUCAAUCGGCUUACUAUGUCGACUCGGUCGUCACCAUGCUCGAAGACGCACUGACGGACCGUGAUCUCGUGCAUCGUCAAACGGCAAGCACGAUCGUCAAACAUCUCGCGCUCGGUGUCGCCGGUCUCGGCUGCGAAGACUCGAUGAUGCAUCUCAUGAACCUCGUCUGGCCGAACUGUUUCGAGACCUCGCCGCACGUUAUCGGAGCGGUCAUGGACGCGAUCGAGGCGAUGAGGGUGACGCUGGGGCCGGGCGUGCUGUUGAACUAUGUCCUUCAGGGUCUGUUCCAUCCGGCGAGGAAGGUCAGGGAGGUGUAUUGGAGGGUUUAUAAUGCGCUGUAUCUUGGGGCGGAAGAUGCGCUGGUGCCGUUUUAUCCGGAUUUGUCGGAGUUGAGCGAGGGGCAGAAUGUUUAUGAUAGGCAUCCUUUACAGGUGUUCAUCUAG
Messenger RNA from Stereum hirsutum FP-91666 SS1, 3465 nucleotides. Its product is annotated as ARM repeat-containing protein. The transcript has 4 exons. NCBI's taxonomy places the organism in Eukaryota, Fungi, Basidiomycota, Agaricomycetes, Russulales, Stereaceae. Gene Ontology annotation, cellular component: U2 snRNP; catalytic step 2 spliceosome; U2-type prespliceosome. Gene Ontology annotation, biological process: spliceosomal complex assembly. Bases 1 to 3465 code for a protein of 1154 amino acids. Gene Ontology annotation, molecular function: mRNA binding. The record is from RefSeq and is a predicted model, not a curated record.